AUCAUGGAGAGAGUCAUAGUGUAGGAUGCUUAACGUGCUCUGGGUGGACAGACUCUUAAACACCUCACCAGACUGCAGUUACCAAUUAACCUAAUUAAGAUAGGCUAGUUUAGUUAGCAACCGUUACUGCAGCUGAAACCAGCUGAACUCGCUCAUUAUACACUAUUAUUAUUAUUAUUUUAUAUUGAUUUUUGUAUUAAGACGGUGAAAAUGACAGGACAUUAGGAAACACGCGGUUAACGUUUCGGUUCAAUAGUUAUGUUUACAUGUUGGAGUCGCGCUUCUUUGAUAAGCUAACCAGCUAGCUAGCCGUUUCCUCCACGUGUUUUCAGUCGUGAUGGAGUCUCUCUAACUCUCUCUUGUUAACACUCUGUUGAUCUUCAACUGGCCGCUCGUUUCACUCAUUUUCUGGACUUCAUUUGGGACACUAAACCUCAUGUUUCACCCGGUGUGGCCUGGCUGGCCUUCAUCACACAGUUACGUGGCUAGUGAGUAUGCUAGCGUGGUGUUGCUGCCGUCGCAUCUUUUUACUGCUUUUCACAAUGUGGUGAAUGAACAGCCAAGUCCAAAAGAAAACAGGAAAUUCUUGCUGGAAAGCUCUGUAUUUGAUUUGGUGGAUGCUUAUAAAUACCUCGCCUUAACUGACCCAAAGCUGCUGGGUUGGUAUCUCUGUUUGUCUCCAGAGGACAGAAAAAUAAUACAAGAUGAAGGAGGGUUUCACCACUUCCUGCAAAGACAUCCCGCCCUAGGGCUGUCUCGCCAUCAUGUUUAUGUGAACUAUUCCUUUGCAUGUGUCUUACCUGCCCAGUCAACCAUGACGUCCUCCUGGCCUACGCAUGUCUCACGAUCUACAACGUCAGGAGCAACGAAGAGCAGAUCUGAAAUAUCCCAUACACAUCUGGACAUGGACAUGCUUCCCAAUAAGAUGAGGGAGGCUUUAACCUUGCUUGGCUGUACCCACUGCGGGGAUGGAUCACAAAAACAUCCAACAGCCUUCAACAGCCCCACCACUCAGGAACCGAACCAGCAGAAGGCCAACGCAGCUUCGUCCCAUCUGAACGAACAAUGGCCAUCAUGGCAGAUGUCUAACAGCAGCGCAGCUGUGAGCAGGAGCCAGACUGCAAUGACAAAAGGCCAGAGUGCUAACUCCACAUAUGCUGACGUCAGUCCAUUACAGUCAGAAUGGUCAGCAUUUGAAAAAGACUUGCCUCCUGACUACUACAGCUUUAACAGUACUCAGGUGGACGGUACAGAGUACAGUGACGGGAGCAUCAUUCAGCCAGUUGAGCUACCACAGGUCAGCUCUCCUCCUCUGGACCCAGUUGAAGAAAAUGGCUCAAAGGAAGGGUGUCAGGAUCACAUGGUGUAUGGUACUGAGGACACUGUAAAAGAUGAUGAAGCUAGCUCAAGCUUUGAUCAGAGUGAUGUCUUCCAUAGCAUCAUGGAGAACGACAAGAGCAUACUUGUCUGUCUGACCAGCAAAGAUGUGAAAGCACUCAACAGUGAGGUUCACUCAGGUCCAGCCGCCGCUGAUAGUGAAGCACCGGCAGCCAACAGUGAGACCUUAAAGUCUGCUCAGUCUGUCAUCAAGAUUAUCACUGCAGAAAAGUACACCUCCCCGAUGCCCUGCGUUACUACCUGUGACAUGAUGGUCGGCACUGAGCUGGCACCGAGCAUGUCAGCUGUCACCCAAACUGAGGAUCCAGAAACGGCCGACAAGCACGUCAUCACUGAAGUUCACAUGGCAGACCUGGACUACCUCGCUGAGGAAUUUAUCAAACUCAAGACGACUCAGGAGGAAUGGAGAGAGCAGAAAGAGAAAAUGAAAAGUUUGGGUUGUAAAUCGAGGGAGGAAUGUGAGUGUAUCAAGCGUGCUGAGCGAGCAGAGCUGUGCCUCCUGGCCCUGCAGUACAGCAUGUGCAGGCAGCACUGCUGGAGACUCCACUAUGUCUCUGCUGAGGGAGGACAGCUCACCCUGAUGCUGAAGAACCCUCCUGCAAACAUCGCAAGUGCUCUGCAAAAACUGGAAUCUGACUUUAAUCAGAUGAGGGAUAAAAUCCUGGCGGGGGUUCCUCUGGAGCAACUCAAGCCUCUGUCUGUAGAUUCUGAGAAGAUAACCACAUGUGCAAGUUACAUCCCUGCACAGAUCAUUGGUGAUGUGCUGGGAAAAGUUCCAUCUUGCAGCUCCCGGGAGCCACAGAAACAUAAAGCAUCAGGGGAAGAAAAUAGACGUCCCGAUGAUCAAAGCAGAAAUGCCUGCCAGCUUCCUCAGCACAGUCAGGGGAAGGAAAAGGAAAAACAAAUUAAGAAUGUGAACAGCAAAGCAAGGAGAGCUGUCACUCUGGUCCCGCAGGAUAGAGAUGCUAUCCAUAAUGCACAAAAGCCAGAAGAAAAGCAGACAACAGCCGCAGGCCAAGAGCUCAACACAAGCGAGGCGUGGUACGAUGCUGAAGAAGACCUGGAGCCUGCUGGAGCUGCUGGAGCUGCUGAGACGGGAGAGGAACCAACAGUGAUCGCAAAAGCUAAGGCCGAUGAAUCAGCCAGUGACGAGGUCAAGAGUUCAGUCCUCUGUGUUUCCAACCUGCCCAGUAAUGUGACAGAGAGUGAUGUGAUGCUGUGGUUUGAGAAAUACCACGCCUCUGAAGUCAACAUCUCUGCUUUAAAGAAUGAUUUCAGAGUUGCCAUAGUGAUGAUAAGUGGACCCCAGUCUGCCGAGGCUGCUGUGAGAGAGCUGCACGGCUGCUGCAUGCAAGGCCAUACUUUACAUGUGAAGCACAUCAUCAGAAACACUGGUGGGAGCCAGAGCCAGAGCCAGACCUCAGCCUCCGUCAGGGGGCCUGAGUCCUCACAGGAUGCCAACAAACCACAAACUACCAAGACUGACUCCAGCAGCACUGAAAGAAAGCUGAUGAGCCAGCCACCGCUCAGCUCCAGCAUCAAGACCAGGAAGGUGGUCUGCAUCUCCCCCACAGCAAAGGGAACCUUUGUGCCCCAACACUACAGCACCAUGGGAAGCUUCGAUACCCUGAUGGCAGAGCUGACGCAGCGCCACCCCGACGUCGGAAGGCAGAGGAUUGUGGACGCUCUGAUGGAGCUGAAGGCCAAGCACCGGGGCAUCCUCUGCGGCCUGCCCCUCAGGACCAUCAGGGAGAUGACGUCCAAGCUUCUGACCAGGCCAGCGAGUGCCACGCAGUUAUGAGGAAGCAGUGCUUCCAUUUUUUUGUUGUUGUUCUGAAUAGCAUCACAAUUCCUCAAGUUUUUCUUUAUAACUUAAAUAUUUAAAAGAAGGUGGAAGCAAUGAAUAUGAAAAAGUUGUUCUUUAACUUUGUUACAAUCUACCAUAGUGUGUGUACUGUACAAGUAGCAUUGGAUUGUUUUUGAUUAUUAUUAUUGUAGGCUUUUUUGGAUAUUCAAACAUUGAAAGUUUGAGGGCUUCACACAGUGCCUCCUCUGCCAGUUGUUCGGCAGUUAAAUUAUUUUUUAAAGAAAAUAGUUUAUAAAGAUUUCUAAAGGUUGCAUACAGUUGUAUUUGCAGUUUUGUUUGUAUUUUUUUGUGUCUUCUGUCAAUAAAAGGACACACAUUGAAAUAUUU
Messenger RNA from Sebastes umbrosus (honeycomb rockfish), 3592 nucleotides. RefSeq names its product RNA binding motif protein 44 (gene rbm44). The coding region runs from base 437 to 3199 and encodes 920 amino acids. Gene Ontology annotation, molecular function: RNA binding. NCBI's taxonomy places the organism in Eukaryota, Metazoa, Chordata, Actinopteri, Perciformes, Sebastidae. The record is from RefSeq and is a predicted model, not a curated record. The transcript is spliced from 20 exons.